Aspergillus clavatus NRRL 1 is the source of this 453-nucleotide messenger RNA. RefSeq lists its product as uncharacterized. Gene Ontology annotation, cellular component: membrane. The coding region runs from base 1 to 453 and encodes 150 amino acids. NCBI's taxonomy places the organism in Eukaryota, Fungi, Ascomycota, Eurotiomycetes, Eurotiales, Aspergillaceae. The record is from RefSeq and is a predicted model, not a curated record. The transcript is spliced from 3 exons.
AUGUCCGGAAACAACUACUCUCUUCAUUCUAUUGCUGCGGCAUAUGCCGUUGGCCUUUUCCCCCAAGCCUACUACUAUGCCAAAAUGAUGGCAAACGCCAAAGAGCAUGUUACCAACGUUCUACCAAGGGAGAACCUGGCCAAUUUGAAAGGAAAGAUCCCCGUACAGGUGUGGCAGAAACUCGUCAAGGCUCAUUGUGCACACCUCAAUGCCAUGGAGGGAUUACCUAUAUUUGCUGCGGCUAUGCUCGCCGGAAAUCUUGCCAAACUCCCCUCGAACGAACUGAACACCCUCUCCUUGGAAUACGUUGGUGCGCGUCUCCUAUACACAGCAUUGUAUAUGGGGACCAAGUCGGAAGCCGUGAGCUACUUGCGUACGGGUGUAUGGGCAUGGAGUGUCUCAAUUCCCAUCUGGGGGCUGAUCAAAGCUGGUCGGAUGAUGAAUAUGGGGUAG